Penicillium lagena is the source of this 954-nucleotide messenger RNA. RefSeq lists its product as uncharacterized. The transcript has 2 exons. Bases 1 to 954 code for a protein of 317 amino acids. The record is from RefSeq and is a predicted model, not a curated record. NCBI's taxonomy places the organism in Eukaryota, Fungi, Ascomycota, Eurotiomycetes, Eurotiales, Aspergillaceae.
AUGGACGUUGUAGCUUCUGCUCAAGCUGCCGCAGCGCUAGCUGGCAUGUUUCUCGAAAUUGUGCAGGUUACGAAACAUGCUAUCGAAACGAUGAAAGGAGCACGAACCGCUCUAGUGGAAAUGUUCACUCGCGCAGAACGCAUCCGUCUAAACCUGGAGCUCUUCCGCGCGCUCACUAACCGACUUUCUGACCCUACGGAGAAAAAUACUGCCCUUUCAUUUAAUGAGAGUGCAUAUAGGCAGACUGCCAGCGAGGUGCUCGAGCUGGUGCGCAAGGUUGCUGAUUCGGCCAAACAUCACGACUUCGUUAUGAAAGUCAACUGGUUGUUCUACAGAUCAGAUGUGGCCGCGCUUGUGAAGAAAUUAGAGGAGAGAGAGAGGGAUCUGGGACUCGUAUUAACUUUCAUUGCUGCAGUCGAGGAGCGCACGAAGGUCAGCGAUACCUUUAGUAAUGUUCUUCAGGGGGAAGGCACCCAGAUUGCAUUAGAUAGUAGAAAUAGCGACGACGAACAAGUGUUAUCUGAAGAGCUGAGGCCAAUGGCUGGGUGGACCAACAUCGUCACAGCCCCUCCUCAAACGCCGCCUACUCUGUGGCCUGGAGUUCUGAUCAGGGAGUCCUUUACUCCAGCCUAUCUCGAAAAACGAGAUAAACUAGCUGAAGCAUCAUACUUGGGCGACUGGGCGACUGUGUUGAAAACCGUCGAUGAAGGGAAGAAGAUCUUCAAUGAGUCAUGGCCCAAUACCGUUCGGCUUCGUAUGUACCGCGAGCUAUCGAAGUCUAUACGAAAUAAACUCACUAAUUCACAGAACCAACCAAGAAUUAUCUUGGACUGUCUCUCUGGACCCCGCUCCAUCAAGCUGCCUAUAUGCGAGCUCCUGUUGGCGUUAUCUCACAGCUGGUUGGACAUGGAGCCUUUCGUACGAAUAUUCCGUCUAUUUUUUCGAGACCAAUGA